AUGACCGAGAUGGACAAGUCCAUAGACGGCAUCGCCAGGGACAUGUCUGAACUGAACCUCCUCUCCUUCCGGAAGUUGGACGAUGUGAAGAGGUUGGCGAAACACUUCCGGUACGUCAUCAACCACCCUUCGACGCAAGAGUGUGCCGUGGUGCACCGCUACCUCAGCAACCUGGACCAGUUGCACAAGAGCGUGUUCCUCAGCAAACGCGACGGCGUGGAGGUGGAGUACAUAUUCACCACGGAGAAGAAGAGCAGCCUCCAGAGGCAGCGAUUCAACAGUCUUCCAGUGAGCGAAGUGCCUGAACUGCUUAAAGCGGAAUUCCUAACUGUCGAUAACGCAAAACAGGUGCACAUAUGCACCGAGUGCGACGUAGAAAUAGAGCUGUGCGACGACACCCCACUAGUGGAGUGCCUGCAGAAACAUUUUAGUUCGGACGCGCAUUUACCCAAGCUCAAGCGCGAGAGCAUAGACGUGGCGGAGCCGAUAGCGCUGCCGAAAAUGUCGCGGCGGCUGUCGGCGCUGGAGAGCGGCGACAACCACAACGCCGAGCAGAUCAUCCAGCUCCUGAAGCCAGUGGAGAGGCUGGACCGGACCUUCACGGCCGUCCUCGAGGCGGCCUUCGUCCGUCUACUCGCCGACAAGUCCGAAGCGAGCAUCGACGCCGCCAUGCGCUUCUACCAGGAAGCCUUCGACAAGCUGUGCAAGGAGACCAACACUAUCGACUUCUCCACGCAGACCGGCUCCGUCGCGCCGAUCAUAAUGAGCAUAAGGGACAACGUCAACCAGAACUUCGCCGCGGACGCGAACAGGAACUUCGAGAGCGAGGACACCGAGCAGGUGCCCGAGAGGCCGGCGAAGAACGCCGUCAAGAAGUACCGCUACUACGGCCCGAUCGAGAGCAUAACGAUCAAGCUGCUGCUAAACCACAAGCUGCUGACCCUGGUCGACGACAGGACCGGCAAGCUGGCGUUCUUCUGCGCGGCGUGCGAGUACUACACGCUCAGGUUCAGGUACGACAGCGUGCUGGGACACGUGUUCAGCGACACGCACGUGCACAACCUCGCGUGCAUCAUGCAGGCGGACAGGAGCAUACCGUUCUCCGCCGCCCCCACCAUGGAGAGGGUGAGGGAGCUGAAUGUAGAGUUCCUGCGCAGCCACUACGUCAACGAAGAGGCGGACGGCGCGUACUGCGCCCUCUGCAAGCUCUCGUUCGAGCGCGAGUCGAUAGUAGCGCACGUCCUCGACGAGGGCCAUCUGGGCAGGCUCUCCGACAAGCUGUACCGCAAGAUGAGGGCGAGCAACCCGGACGGCUCGGUGCCCGAGGAGUGGGGCCCGAAGUCGCUCGACUGGACCAAGUUCCUCGCCAGCGUCGGCAAGCCGCUCAGCGGGCGCGACCACGUGGUCGUGGAGAACUUCAUCCGCCCCUCCGGCAAGGUCGCCAACUACUGCUCCUGCUGCGACAUGACCCUCAAGGGCCCCAGGCAGGUGCUGUUCAACCACAUACGCCAGAAGAAGCACCUGCGCAACGCGGCGCCGCACAAGCUGAGCACCCUGUACCGGAACCACUGCCGCCCGUCGGAGUACUACGCCAGCUUCGGCAACUACUACCUGUGUGCCGUCUGCCCUGAGUACGUAGCGGUGCCGUCGUUCGCCGCGAUAGUCGAGCACUUCGAGAGCGCCGGCCACGUGGAGGCCAUAGCGAAACUAGUGCGGUCGGCGCUCGGCGGGGAGGUGGACGAGGGUCUUCUGUCGGCCAACGGCAUCAGGGUGGCGGACUGGACCUGCGAGCGCUGCUCGGUCCCGCUGGCGGACGCCAAGGAGGCGGUCCACCACGUGCUCUCCAGCGUGCAGCACCAGAGCGCCGCGGCGGAGGCCAGAGCCAGGGCGAACCGGGGCGACAUAAUCGCCGUGUACAUGCGCGGCAACUACGUCCUGCACAGCGACGGCGCGACGUUCCACUGCGCGCCCUGCGACUCCACCUUCAGCUCGAUCCGCUCGCUGCUCAUGCAUCUAGUCUACGCCGAGCACUUCGACGAGCGGCCGGCCGCCGAGGGCGUGUUCCGCUUCUACCUCGAGCUGAAGCACAACGUGGCGAUGCUGGCGCGGAACCGGUACGCGUACAGCGAGUUCGGCACGCUGCGGUGCGGCGUGUGCGACGCGCAGCUGGCGGAGGGCGAGAACGCGAAGAGGCACGUGAUGUCGCCGCGCCACAAGGAGAGCAUGGGCGCGGGGUACGCCAGCCUGGGCCUGGACGCGGCCAAUAUGGAG
This is a messenger RNA of Iphiclides podalirius (scarce swallowtail), 2271 nucleotides long. The record is from the annotation of a GenBank genome assembly. NCBI's taxonomy places the organism in Eukaryota, Metazoa, Arthropoda, Insecta, Lepidoptera, Papilionidae.